This is a messenger RNA of Trichosurus vulpecula (common brushtail), 4127 nucleotides long. Its product is annotated as vigilin-like. Gene Ontology annotation, cellular component: nucleus; cytoplasm. The record is from RefSeq and is a predicted model, not a curated record. Gene Ontology annotation, molecular function: mRNA binding. NCBI's taxonomy places the organism in Eukaryota, Metazoa, Chordata, Mammalia, Diprotodontia, Phalangeridae.
UUCCCGGAGGCGGCGGCGGCAGAGCGCGCGGAGCUGCAGCCAAACUGGCAGGCUGGCGGACAGGCAGCAACAGGACGGACUUUCUGGCUACUGACCAUUUAGCUGUGGCAUACCCGGAUUGUGUGUAGGUGGGACAUUGACAAUGAGCUCGGUUGCAGUUUUGACCCAGGAGAGCUUUGCAGAGCACCGCAGUGGGCUGACCCAGCAGCAGAUUAAAGUUGCUGCUUUAAAUUCGGAAGAUGAAAGUGACCCUCCAACUUAUAAAGAUGCCUUCCCUCCACUUCCUGAGAAGUCUGCUUGUUUGGAAGCAGCUCAGGAGCCUGCUGGGGCCUGGGGCAACAAGAUCCGACCCAUUAAAGCCUCCAUCAUCACUCAGGUGUUCCAUGUGCCCCUGGAGGAGAGGAAGUACAAGGACAUGAACCAGUUUGGGGAAGGGGAGCAAGCCAAGAUCUGCCUCGAGAUCAUGCAGAGGACCGGUGCUCACCUGGAGUUAUCCCUUGCCAAAGACCAAGGCCUCUCCAUCAUGGUCUUUGGAAAGCUGGAAGCGGUCAUGAAGGCUCGGAAGGACAUUGUUGCGAGGCUGCAGACACAGCCUUCAGCAACGGUGGCUAUUCCCAAAGAACAUCAUCGCUUUGUCAUUGGCAAGAAUGGUGAGAAACUACAGGACCUAGAGCUCAAAACUGCAACCAAGAUCCAGAUUCCUCAUCCAGAGGAUCCCAGCAACCAGAUCAAGAUCACUGGCACCAAGGAGGGCAUUGAGAAAGCUCGGAAUGAAGUCCUGCUGAUCUCAGCUGAGCAGGACAAGCGUGCAGUGGAGAGGCUUGACGUGGAGAAGGUCUUCCAUCCAUUCAUCGCAGGGCCCUACAACAAGCUGGUGGGCGAGAUUAUGCAGGAGACGGGCACUCGCAUCAACAUUCCACCACCCAGUGUGAACCGCACUGAGAUUGUCUUCACUGGAGAGAAGGAGCAGUUGGCGCAGGCUGUGGCCCGCAUCAAGAAGAUAUAUGAGGAGAAGAAAAAGAAGACCACCACCAUCGCAGUAGAGGUGAAGAAGUCUCAGCACAAGUAUGUCAUCGGGCCUAAGGGCAACUCCCUGCAGGAGAUUCUGGAGAGAACGGGAGUGUCAGUCGAGAUCCCCCCUACAGACAGCAGCUCAGAGACUGUGAUCCUGCGUGGCGAGCCUGAGAAGUUAGGGCAGGCACUUACCGAAGUCUACGCCAAGGCCAACAGUUUCACAGUCUCCUGUGUUUCUGCUCCAUCUUGGCUUCACCGUUUCAUCAUAGGCAAGAAAGGGCAGAACCUGGCCAGAAUCACUCAACAGAUGCCUAAGGUUCACAUAGAAUUUACUGAAGGAGAAGAUAAGAUCACACUGGAAGGACCCACUGAGGACGUGAAUGUGGCUCAAGAACAGAUCGAGGUCAUGGUCAAGGAUCUGAUUAACCGGAUGGAUUACGUUGAGAUUAACAUUGACCACAAGUUUCACAGACAUCUGAUUGGAAAGAAUGGUGCCAACAUAAAUAGAAUCAAAGAUCAGUACAAGGUCUCUGUGAGAAUCCCUCCUGAUAAUGAAAAAAGCAACUUGAUCCGAAUUGAGGGGGACCCUCAGGGCGUCCAGCAGGCCAAGAAAGAGCUGCUGGAACUCGCAUCCCGUAUGGAAAAUGAACGUACCAAGGACUUAAUCAUUGAGCAGAGAUUUCAUCGAACAAUCAUUGGGCAGAAAGGUGAACGAAUCCAUGAAAUUCGUGAUAAAUUCCCAGAGGUCAUCAUUAAUUUUCCAGACCCAGCCCAAAAAAGUGACAUCGUACAACUCAGAGGCCCCAAGAACGAGGUGGAGAAAUGCACCAAGUACAUGCAGAAGAUGGCGGCAGAUCUGGUUGAAAAUAGCUAUUCCAUUUCUGUUCCAAUCUUCAAGCAGUUCCACAAGAACAUCAUUGGGAAAGGUGGUGCCAACAUCAAAAAGAUACGUGAAGAAAGCAACACCAAGAUUGAUCUGCCAGCGGAAAACAGUAACUCGGAGACGAUUGUCAUCACAGGCAAGCGCUCCAAUUGUGAGGCUGCUCGAAGCCGGAUCCUUUCCAUUCAGAAAGACCUGGCCAACAUUACAGAAGUGAAGGUGUCCAUUCCAUCCAAGCUUCACAACUCCCUCAUUGGCACCAAAGGCCGCUUAAUCCGUUCCAUCAUGGAAGAGUGUGGGGGGGUGCACAUUCACUUUCCCACCGAAGGCUCGGGCAUCGACACCGUGGUCAUCAGGGGCCCGGCCCCAGAUAUGGAGAAAGCCAAAAGACAGUUGUUACACCUGGCGGAAGAGAAGCAAACCAAGAGCUAUACCGUGGAUCUCCGUGCCAAACCAGAGUACCACAAGUUCCUGAUUGGCAAAGGGGGUGGGAACAUCCGCAAAGUACGAGACAACACGGGAGCCUGAAUCAUUUUCCCUACAUCUGAAGACAAGGAUCAGGAGCUGAUAACGAUCAUUGGGACAGAGGAGGCUGUCAGAGAGGCUCAGAAGGAACUGGAGAUUCUCAUUAAAAAUCUGGAUAACGUGGUAGAAGACUGCAUGCUAGUGCAUGCUAGGCAUCACCGCCAUUUUGUCAUCCGAAGAGGCCAGGUCUUACGGGAGAUUGCUGAGGAGUAUGGUGGUGUGAUGGUCAGCUUCCCUCGUUCUGGUAGCCAGAGCGAUAAAGUCACACUCAAAGGAGCCAAAGACUGUGUGGAGGCCGCCAAGAAACGCAUCCAGGAGAUUAUCGAAGACUUGGAGGCCCAAGUGACAAUGGAGUGUGCCAUCCCCAUCAUGGGCCCCAAAGGUUCCCGAAUCCAGCAGAUCACUUGUGACUAUGGUGUCCAGAUUAAAUUUCCUGAUAGAGAGGAGAAACCAGCUCCCGCUGCUGAGCCAGCUGUUCAAGAAAAUGGGGAAGAAAUUGGGGAGGGGAAAUACAUCAAAGAGGCUGACCCUAGCUCCCCAAGAAAGUGUGACAUUAUCAUAAUUUCGGGUCGAAAAGAGAAGUGUGAGGCCGCUAAGGAAGCUCUUGAGGCGCUGGUUCCUGUCACCAUCAUGGUGGACGUGCCCUUUGAUCUCCAUCGCUACAUAAUUGGGCAGAAAGGAAGUGGGAUCCGCAAGAUGAUGGAUGAGUUUGAGGUGAAUAUCCAAGUCCCAGCACCUGAACUACAGUCUGACGUUAUUGCCAUCACUGGCCUCGUUGCCAACCUGGACCGGGCCAAGGCUGGCCUCCUGGAGCGGGUGAGGGAGCUGCAAGCUGAGCAGGAGGACCAGGCUUUGAGAAGCUUUAAGCUGAAUGUCACUGUAGAUCCCAAAUAUCACCCUAAAAUUAUUGGGAGAAAGGGGGCAGUGAUCACCCAGAUCCGUAUGGAACACGAAGUAAACAUCCAGUUUCCUGACAAGGAUGAUGAAAACCAGGUGCAGGACCAAAUUACUAUCACAGGGUACGAAAAGAAUACAGAGGCUGCUCGUGAUGCCAUCAUGAGGAUUGUUGGAGAACUGGAGCAGAUGGUCUCAGAGGAUGUCUCGCUGGACCAUCGCGUCCACGCCCGCAUUAUUGGAGCCCGAGGCAAGGCCAUCCGCAAAAUCAUGGAUGAGUUCAAAGUAGACAUCCGUUUCCCGCAGAGCGGAGCCCCCGACCCUAACUGUGUGACUGUGACCGGACUUCCUGAUAAUGUGGAGGAAGCCAUUGAUCACAUCCUCAACCUGGAGGAGGAAUACCUGGCUGAUGUGGUGGAGUCCGAGGCUCUGCAGGCGUACAUGAAGCCCCCUGCCCAUGAAGAGGCCAAGGCACCCUCUAAGGGCUUUGUGGUGAGGGACACCCCCUGGGCAGCAGGCAGCAGUGAGAAGGCUCCUGACAUGAGCAGCUCUGAAGAUUUCCCAAGCUUUGGGGCUCAGGUAGCCCCUAAGACUCUCCCUUGGGGCCCCAAACGAUAAUGAUCAGAACGGAGAAACCUCUCCAGCUGCCAACCUGAAACUACCCCACCACGAAUACUGUGUCUUAAUCUGACCCAGCGGCUGGAUCCUAUGUAAAUUGUGUGUCCCCUGCCCGCCCCCACCCCACCCCCACCCACCCCAAAGAGGUCUCCUAGUGAAGCCUGGAGUGCUGGGUCCUGCGUGCUGGCCUCAAUGU